AUGUUUUCUCCGGUGGCCGCGAGAUACCCCUUCGCCUGGCACAUGCACGACACCUUUGUUUUGAACUGCAGGCCGGGCGGGAUUCCGAUGAGCUGCAUCCCGCCCAGCACGAUGAGUCUCCUGGCGUCCUCUUGCAGGAGCCCACCAAGCUCCCGCUCCCGGCGGGCAGCUUCGUGA
Molecule: messenger RNA, 177 nt
Organism: Symbiodinium sp. CCMP2592
Lineage: Eukaryota; Dinophyceae; Suessiales; Symbiodiniaceae
Source: the annotation of a GenBank genome assembly